AUGGAGCCAAAUGAUAAUAUAAACAGCCUUGGCACAGCUACAUCUUUGAAUACAAAUCUGGAAAACAUAAAUGACGAAAGCAUAUUAUCAGGCAGUAACAACUUUUCCAUUGGUCAACACAUAUUUGUCGCCAUGGUAACCCUGGGAAUUAUUCUUCUUUUGGUAACGCAUUUGUCACAGAAAAAAAAAGAUAAAGAAGAACAAAACGCGAAAAAUCAAGAAUCACUCAAAAAAAUAGCACUUGAACAAGGGUUGAUUGAAAAGUCUGAAGAAUUGAAAAAUCGCGCUUGGAAAAAGUGGUUUAUGAAAUUGCAAGUAGACUGGAAAAUUUUCAAUUCAGAUCUGGAAAAUGAUAAACAAAAAUGGCUUGAUGAAAAAUCGUUAAAAUGGAAAGAAUGGCUAAAUUUUAUGGAAAGCAAGUGGACACAUCAUAACGAAAAUAUGGAUACAAAAUUUAAAUCCUAUGUUUUAAAAAAUUCACAAAACUGGGAUGAAAAUAAAUGGGAAAGUUGGAUGAAAAACGAUGGAAAAACAUUUAUGGAAAUGGAUUACAAUAAAUGGAUGCGUGAAAGUCGUUGUCAUUAUGUUACUUGGGUUGUAAAACAAUGGGAGCAAUGGAAAAACGAAAAAAUAUGUACAUGGUUAUUAAAAGAUUGGAGGCGUAACGAAUUUGAAUAUUGGCAAAAAUUUAAAGAUUUAACCUUGCCUGAACCAUUAUCUGAAAGGGCAAAAAAUAAUUGGAAUAAGUGGAAUUUAAGAGUGUCCAAAGAAAAAGAACAGUGGAUAAGAUGGGUCUCUACUAAAUAUAAUUUAUAUGAAAAUAGUGAGUGCCAAAUAUGGAGGAAAUGGAAAGAUGAAAGGAAAACUUUGUUUAAUGAAUGGAUGGAAUCAUUUAUGAACUCGUGGAUAGCAGGAAAAAAAUGGAAUUUGUGGAAUGAGCAGAAACAAAAUGCUUUUUCUUAA
Molecule: messenger RNA, 963 nt
Organism: Plasmodium gonderi
Lineage: Eukaryota; Apicomplexa; Aconoidasida; Haemosporida; Plasmodiidae
Product: tryptophan-rich antigen
Exons: 2
Coding region: 1-963 (320 amino acids)
Source: RefSeq, a predicted model, not a curated record